CGUAAGCUGUCACCCUCUGCCAUCAAGAAGCGCUAUGAGCUGCAAACCCGAAGUGAGGCGAACACAACCGACUGGCUGAUAGAUCGUUACCGGGAUUUGACGUCCCUAGACACAAGUAACAAUAUAUAUAGAUAUAGGCUCUCUACCUGUCAUUGUUCGUGAAGUGCAAUAUCUGUUGCAGCAACGGUGGUAAACAUGUUUGUUUACAUACAAAAGAACAUAUUCAGUCGGAAAACGUGUCCUGCAUGACAGCUGUGGUCCCAAGAAUUGAUUUCGUAGAACUGAACUAUUAGUUCUUGAAACAAAAGGAACUACACGAUUAAAAGUCUAAGUAGCAACUGCAAUUCAGUGUAGAGGACUAUGAGGAAAUCACGGGGUGCAUCAAGAACACCUCCACUGUCAGUCGCAGUUCGUGCUGGCGAUGUCAAUGCUGUCCGGAAACUGCUCAGAGAAGGAGAAAGUCCAAACGAUUUCGAUAACCGCGGCUGGACGCCACUGCACGAGGCAGCUGCAGGAGGGCAUGUCACAUGUGCUUUAUUGUUGCUGCAUUUCGGGCAAGACAUUAAGGAUGUAAUAACUCAUGAAGGAGAAACACCACUUUUCCUGUCUGUUAAUCCAGACGCUAAACCUGAUGUAAUUAAAGUUCUUCUGAACCACUCAGCAGAUAUGAAUCUUGGCAACAAUGAACGGUUCACACCAUUGCAUAAAGCUUGUGAGCUUGAUUUGGUAGACCGUGCCCACCUGCUUUUAGAGUCUGGUGCAGAUAUCAAUGCUGCAAAUAAUAAUCAUAGCCGGCCUAUUCAUGAAGCCAUCAAAAGAAGAUCUGUGGAAAUGGUCAAUCUGUUGGUGAAAUUUGAGGCGGACCUGAGCUUAAGAGAUUCAGAUGGGCGCACACCUAUCAUGACUGCUGCUUACAUGGGCUUUCAUGAGGUCCUUAAAAAAUUGGAUACACCAGAAUUAAACAUAAUUAAUGAGAGUCAAUUCGGAGAGUCCUUAGGAGACACAGCACUGAUGUUGGCUGUUCGAGGAGGCUGUUUAAAAACAGUUGAAGUCCUUCUUGAGAUGGGUGCUGAUGCCAACAUCGUGAGGGAAGACACUCAACAAACAGCACUGCACCUCGCUGCACGGCGUGGUGACCCGAGGAUUGUUGAUCUCAUCAUAAAGGCGACAGAAAUGGAAAAAGUGGCACUGUGCAAAAAUCCUUUGAUAAAUGCAAUUGAAAGCAUGCAAGUGAAAACGAUUGAAUUGCUAUUGCAGUGGAUGCAUGCCCAUCCACAUUUAGUAAGGAAGGUUAUUGAAUGUGAAAGUGGGGUAUUCGCACAAGAUUACAAAGUGACUGGUCCUGUCUCGUACCUACUCUACUACAAGGCUGACCACAAGGAAUUAUUGCCUGUGCUGCAUCUGCUCCUUAAAAAUGGAUGUCCGGCAAAUGUGUCCUCCGUCAAUGAAUUUCCGCCAUUAACAGCAAUUACAGCUUCAUCAGCACCUAAAAGAAUAAAGAAAGAAUGUAUUGAGAUUCUUUUAGACUAUGGUGCUGAUGCUGACCACCCAUUCCCCUGGUAUGCAAAGAUGUACCCCCUAUCAUUCCUGCCAGCAGCCUGGUAUUAUGCAUUGCGUCUUCAUCCAGGUGAGAACUGGUUGAUCAGGUUGCUGAUGUCUGUAAGCAAAAAAUGUGACCCUAAUACGCUACUCUCAGUAGUGUAUGUUUAUGCCUAUUAUAAGACAAUGCUGGUUGAUGAAGAACUAUGUGCAUGUAGGUCUACACUUCAGCAUACAUUGGAUUUAGCUCUUGAACUAGGUCCCUCAGACUAUUCCAUGAUGUUCAGCAUUUGGGCGAAAUUUAGGAAAUCAGGACUGUCUGGAGAAGGACUGACUGGAGAAGGAGUGCAAAACCAGCAAGAAGAAACUGCUCAGGAUGAUUUGAUUGUUCCAGAAAUGUUAACACCAACACCACUCGCAAAGCUAUGCCGUAUCUUAGUCCGCAAACAUUACUCUCUAUCAGCUCUGAGGAAAUAUGAUAUGCCUAGCAUUGUAAAUGAUUUCCUGAACUAUAUGUUCUGAUUUUGGGCUCUCUUUUGAAAAUAUAAUUUAUCUGCUGAGAAAAAAUUAUAUUAUAUUACACAAAAUACACUCUAUGUUUCCAGUAUAUUGUGAUAUUAAGGAUUGAUGUUCAGAAUUUCCAUUCUCAUUUUACAUGGGGUGAAAAUAGAAUUUCAUGUUAGCAUGAGAUGUGAUAUAUUGUGUAGCAACAUAAUGUUAUAUAUAAAAUGUAUGACGUGUGUGUGUGUGUGUGUGUGUGUGUGUGUGUGUGUGUGUGUGUGUCCUCUGGUUAAUAACCAUCAUCACAGUAUAAAAGUUCAUAUAAUAUUUAUGUGUCAUGUGAUUGUCAAUAUGUCAGUGAGAUAACUUGAUACAUAACUGAUAUAUCAACUUUUAUACUGUCUUGAUUACUAUUAAAGUUAUUCUGAACUCUGAAAAUGAGUUAUUCAAGAAAUACAGUUGAACAAAAAUAGUUAUAUGUUGCAGAUUUUGUGUGUCUGUCCAGUUUGAAUGAUGUGCCCUGCUUCAAAAAAACUUCAAAAAGUGUUUCAUUAUUUUACUGCUAAUAACAUUAUUCCUGACUCUGUAAUUUGGUUGUUUCAAGUAGUUUUGGAUAAAAAUAGUUGUAUGUUGCAGAUUUUGUGUGUCUGUCCAUUUUGAAUCAUGAAGUUAUUCCAUGAAAAGUUCCAGGCCAUAAGUAUUUGUUGUAUGUCAUUGGAAGAUUCUGUGAACUGUUAAUGCAUUGACAAAUGGCUGGAAUGGUUAGAAAAUAAAUAGAAAACUGUUCCUGGUAUUUGUUGUUGCAUGUCCACGGUAAUAAUUUGUUUUAACUCUUUACGAGACUAUUACAUGUCAGUAUGGGAAAUGAUCACAAACUGGUUGUCCAAAAUGUGCCAUUUAUUUGACAAGACAUGUUUUGGGAUGGUGAUCUGGUUAUUAAGUUCUAUAAAGCAAGGAAAACAUGAUUUACUACUCCACAUCAUGUAACAUAAUAAAAAUUAAUACUCGUUGAGGCCCAAUCAAAAAUUAUAAACAAGUAAUUAACAUGCAUUAUGUAACAUAAGAUUGUAAGUUUAAUAAUGUGAAGUAAUGAUUUGUAUUUUACAUGUUUUAUAGAACUUGAUAAUGGGAUCAUGUCAACCUGAAACAUGUUGUGUUAAAUAACUGAACAUUUUGGAUGAGUGAUGCACAAUAAUGUCUGUACUGUUAUUGUGAUACAGUUGUACUGUGGCUACACAACAGAUAAUUGUAGAUAUCUUGUGUCUUGCCAGGACAGUGUUAAUGUAUAGAGAAAGGUUUUGAGCAACUCUCAAUUCACAAAAAUGAUGUAGCUUGUUUGUGCAAAAAUGUGUCUGCUGCAACUGAAUUAUUAGCUAUCAGUUUAAAAUUGCUUUCUUCUCUAUUAGCAGAUUACCGCUUAAUCAGACUGAGCAUGAAUAUGUGUAUGCACUAUAUUCAAUAUGUUUUUUUAUUCAUUUAAUGAAGUGCAUAAAAAAUUGUACACCAGAUAACAGAUUUAGAGCAGCUAUGGAAUCAGGUGAGAAAGCUUAGGAGCAAGUCAGAAAUCUGAAUAGCAUUGGUUUUAACAUUCUUAAAAUAUCUUACUGAAAUAGUUAUAUGCUUGAGUGAACAUGAAGAGACAACUAUUUUUCAGCAUAGUAUUUGUUUAAAAUUAAUAUAAUACAAGUAAAGGCUAAACUGCUGUAUGACAAAUUUGAAAUGGAUGAAGGAAAGUUGAUAGCAUAGAUAGAAUAUCAGACUAAAGAAAAGUUAACAUGUUUCUUAUUCAUAGAGUGUAUAUACUAUACGAGAAUAAGAGAAAUUAAACAAUUGUUCCAUGCUGUAAAACAGUCUGAGAAACUGAAUCAAUAGGUUGCAAGGAGAUUAAAAUUUCUGUGCUGUAGGAUAGUUCAUGGCAUUGUCCAAACUGACUGUAGAAAGCAGAAAUUAAAGUAGCUUGAAGGAGAUUCACUUGAGAAACAUUACCCGAGAUAUGCUUUUAAAUCCAAUAGUUUAGUGAGAACAGUUACACAAAGUAGUUAUGGCAAUAAACUGUUAUUUUAGUAGGAUGUACAAGGGCAUAUUGUACCAAACAUCCUUAUUAUCAAAGCAUACUUUAAGACAAAUUUAUGUUUCCGGGUAGUGAACAUACAGCACUCUUCCUUGAAUUAGUUUCAUUUUACAAUAUGUGUCAUCCAGUUACUUCUAAUCAGAUACCAAGUACGUGUGUCCCUGCCUGAGCAGAACAUCAUUGUAGAAUACAAAGAAGAAGUAAGUUCUGAUGUUACUACACAGUUAAUAAUUGUGAACUGGUAGUCGCUUUUUGUAAAUGAUAUGGAAAAGUACUGACUUAGAGUCAAAUUAAGAAUCAAAAGUUUUCCAGGGUCCUGAAGGUUCAGGAUCAUUCACCAUUAUAACUUGUUAUUAACAAAAUACAUAUUAUGGGACAAUAUUAUGAAAAGGAUAGUUGCUACUCACCAUAUAGUGGAAAUGCUGAGGUGCAGAAAGAACAACAAAAUGACUGUUGGAAAGUUGGCUUUCGGACAACAAGACCUUUGCCAAAAAUAUACAACACACACAUACACACACAUGCGUGCAAACGGAACUCGCACACACAUGACCAUGGUCUCUGGCAACUGUAGCCAGACUGGAGUCUAUGAAUUUAUAGAAAUCUCUUGAAAAUGGCAAUGCAGCCAAAAUAAGCUUAUCGGCUAACUGUACAAUUCUUGAAUAAAGCAUCAUAAAUAACAGCAAUCUGGUAUAACAUACAGUGUGAUUAUAAUUAAAGUUAAACUUUCAAACUGCUGUAGAAAUACCAACACUGGUUAGAAUGACAUCAAAUUGCAACAGAAUAUUAUCGGAGAAGGGGGAAAACAUAUGGCAGAAGAAAAAUAAAUAGUUAUAAAAUGUAGCAAUAGAUGCCACUAUAAGCAUCAUAAUUUAAUAGUGGUCGACUACAAAUGACAAAUGAAUCAUACAACAAUGCCUAAGGUGUACGUUUGACAUUAAACAAACUGUAUUACUCAGUGUGCAUGAAUGUACAGGUGUGAUACUGUUAGUUACGUAAGCCCAUCCACUGUGGCAAGUUCAUAUCAUAUUGGAUGAGAAAAAUUGUUUUUUUAAUAGUCGUGAGGCCAAAAACCACAUAAAAAGCAUUGCUCACAUCAGUUUUUAAUUGUCCCGAGGCUAAAAACUUUGUAAAAACCAUCUAUCACAUUGGUUUUUAAUUCUCAUGAGGCCAAAAACUGCAGAAAAAGCAUCAUUCACAUCAGUUUUUCGUUGUCCUGAGGCCAAAAAUAACAUAAAAAGCAUCACUCACAUUGGUUUUCAAUUGUCCUGUAGCAAAUUACCACAUAAAAAGCAUCAAUCAAAAUCAAAUCAGAUUAUUAAUUUCUGUGUGACUAGCACAAAACAUGUUCAGUAUGCUGUCCACCAUUUUCUGCAACAAGUUGAAAUCAAGAAACAGCUUGUUCCACAACUGAUCGAAGUGUUUCCGGGGUCAUGUGCAGAAUGUGUUGUGCAAUGCAUGCCUUCAAUUCAGCUAACUUUAUGAUCAGAACACUGAGCACAGCAUCCUUCAGAUAGCCCGACAGCCAGAAGUUACAGGGAUUCUGGGGCAGCCAGGCUGUAGGGAAAUGGCGGCUGAUAAUUCUAGCAUUUCUGAAAUGGUGCUUCAGCAGCUGCUUAACUGGAUCUGCAAUGUGUGGAGGUGUGCCACUUUACAUAGAAAUGAUCCCAUCCACACAUCCAUGCUGUUGGAGAGCUGCAAUGACAUUCUUGCGCAAAAGACACUCAUAGCGUUUACCAGUGACAGUACAGGUAACGGGACCGGAGGCACCUGUCUCUUCAAAAAAAUAUGGCCCUAUGAUAAGUGACACUGUAAACCCACACCACACAGUGAUCUUUUCAGGAUGAAAUGGUACUAGUUGAUUUGCAGGUGGCUUUCCUGUUGCCCACAUUUGACAAUUCUGUGCAUUGACUUCUCCUGUCAGAUGGAAGUCGGAAGUUUCUCCCCUCUACCAGGUUGCACACCAAAAGAACCCGUCUUUUUGAAUUUACAUGUCAUUUUCUACAGACGCACAGCAGCCAUUGGACCAAUGCCUUUGCUCAAACCCUUCAGUGUAUGGAACUUCUGCAGAGCAAUAUGUGCACAGUCAUCAUUCUUGUAAUACAGCUUUAUGAGCAGAGUGUAAUCCUGCAUUGAGUCAGUCAUGGCGAAUGUCACAGAUGCGAAAGGAGGAAAAGCCAUGUACCCGGCAUGUUUAUACCAACUUCAAUGGGUUGUGUGCAUGACAGGUGUUUUCAUUUACUUAUUCUGACACAUACAGCGCCAUCUAUUGUCCAAUUUUCACAUUUUUUUUUUCUUCAGCCAUACAUUUUACCCCUCCUCUGAUAAUAUCCCACUGCAAUUUGAUGUCAUUCUGACCAGUGGUGUAAUUUCUACAGUGUUUUGAAAGUUUAACAUUAAUUAUAAUCAUCUUGUACAGAAACUGUCCUUAAAUAUAUGUACUAUACUGCAGGCCCUGAGGAAAACAAAAUCUCAGUAGUAGCAUAUUUGCCAUUUGUUCCAUCCUAAAAAUGUUGAGGAAGUUAUUAGUAAUUUCUCCCUCAGUAUCUGUGUUAAUAUUCAUAUAUUAGUUUUGGAGACUCUUUGCUGGACUUCAGUCAGUUUGUUGAACAAAUGACUACAUUACAGUUAGGUAAGUGGUACUCCAGCUGUGUCUCUCUGUUGUGAGGCCAUGCCUCAGUAUCUGUGGUCAAAAGUGUGCUAACUGGGUAAUGUUCAUGAUGUCACAAUGAAGGCAUGUAAGUUUGUAACUGAUGUCAUCAAUAAAAUUUGUCUGUAA
This is a messenger RNA of Schistocerca serialis cubense, 6887 nucleotides long. RefSeq names its product ankyrin repeat and SOCS box protein 3-like. The coding region runs from base 361 to 2061 and encodes 566 amino acids. The transcript has 12 exons. Gene Ontology annotation, molecular function: protein binding. Gene Ontology annotation, cellular component: nucleus; cytoplasm. Lineage: Eukaryota; Metazoa; Arthropoda; Insecta; Orthoptera; Acrididae. The record is from RefSeq and is a predicted model, not a curated record.